AUGAUGGAAAGAAUAAGAAAAGAGAUGAUUUUGAUGGAAAGGGGGCUGCACAGCCCCACGGCUGGCAAAAGGCUGGCGAAUCUGACCGAGGCGGCUGGGAACGCGGUCCUGGAGGCCCUGGAAAACUCGCCCCACGGCGGCCGGCUCAGCCCGAGACUAACUUCCGCUUCUCUGCACAGCUCCAUCGGGGACCUCCCCGCCGCUAAAGGCAAAUUCGAGAUCGACGCUUUAUUCAGCCUUCAGCACCAGAACAGCGAAAGCGCCGUAGCGGCAGAACUGCCUCCCGCCGAAAGCCGGAAGAAAAUUAGCCAUUACUCAGAAGUGGCUGGAGAGGUAGACAUGAACAGCGACGUGGAGGUAGGCUGCUCCGCGCUUCGCUCGCCGACCAGCCUGGCCUCCUCCCUGAAGGAAAGCAAUAACAAAGGCUAUUCGGAGAGCAGUUCGACUCCCAGCACCACCAGCUCGUCCUCAGGAUCCACACUGAGCAACUUGCACAGCGGAAGCAGCCUAAGCACUUCCAGCUCCGGGGCCGACCAAGUGAGGAGGUACCGCACCGCUUUCACCCGAGAGCAAAUCGCCCGGUUGGAAAAGGAAUUCUACCGCGAGAACUAUGUUUCCCGGCCUAGACGGUGUGAGCUGGCCGCGGCGCUCAACCUCCCCGAGACUACCAUAAAGGUGUGGUUCCAGAACCGGCGAAUGAAGGACAAGCGGCAGAGACUGGCCAUGUCCUGGCCCCACCCGGCGGACCCCAGCUUCUACACCUACAUGAUGACCCACGCGGCAGCCACGGGUAGCCUGCCUUACCCUUUCCAUUCCCACGUGCCCCUCCACUACUACCCGCACGUCGGAGUGACGGCGGCGGCAGCGGCGGCGGCGGCAGCCUCAGGAGCGGCCGCUUCGCCCUUCGCCACCUCCAUCCGCCCUCUGGACACUUUCCGAGCCCUCUCGCACCCUUAUUCCCGCCCGGAGCUGCUGUGCAGCUUCAGACACCCGGGCCUCUAUCAGUCGCCCGCUGCCGCGGCCGCCGCGGGGCUCAACAGCAGCGCGGCGGCUUCUGCGGCGGCCGCGGCAGCGGCUGCGGCGGCUGCAGCGGCCGCCUCUUCGGCCCCUCCCACCGGCUCCGCCCCUUGCUCCUGUCUCAGUUGCCACAGCAGCCAAUCGGCGGCAGCGGCGGCGGCCGCCUUGGGCUCACGCUCCUCCAGCUCGGAUUUUCCCUGCAGCGCGGCCGGAGCAGCGGCGGCCGCUUCGCAGCGCUCGGAGAGCAGCUUCCUGCCUUACUCGGCGGCCGUGCUCAGCAAGACCGCCGUCCCUUCCCCGGACCAGCGGGAGGAAGCUCCCUUGACCAGAUAA
Molecule: messenger RNA, 1350 nt
Organism: Ahaetulla prasina
Lineage: Eukaryota; Metazoa; Chordata; Lepidosauria; Squamata; Colubridae
Gene: EVX2
Product: even-skipped homeobox 2
Exons: 3
Coding region: 1-1350 (449 amino acids)
Biological process (GO): regulation of transcription by RNA polymerase II
Cellular component (GO): nucleus
Molecular function (GO): DNA-binding transcription factor activity, RNA polymerase II-specific; RNA polymerase II cis-regulatory region sequence-specific DNA binding
Source: RefSeq, a predicted model, not a curated record